GGUAGGGGGGGAGGCAUUGAUAAGUGUCUGACAGGUAAUGCCGUUUCACGUUGCAAGUCUCCGCGGAUACGCUCGGAUAAACCAGUGGUUCUUCACGUGAGAGUGCGAGAUGCCCUCUAUGAGAAGCAUAGCGGUGCGGGGAUGCAUUAAAGGUGAAGCACCACCGGUUUAAUGAUACAAGUGCAACGCGAUAACCAAACAGGACAUAUGGAAUCGAAACAGAACCGAUUAAUGGGGUUGCCGCGGGCAAGGAAUCGAUUUGGAAGGGAACGAAAAUCUCAGGCAGCGCAAGUGGAGACAUCGCUCACGAGUGUGAGAGGAUUCGGAGCGCCGACCUCUACACCCCAUCGUCAUGCCCUGCGCCUGCCUCUCCUUGCUGCGCAUGCGAGAGGUCGCGUCCAGAGUCGUGGCCAAGAGGUUGGCGGCCGUGACCUUCGCCGGGGUCAGGUCGCGUAGCUUUAGCGAGGCCUCUACCGGGGCAAGAGAGACCUCGGAGGUCGUGGGUGACGUCGCCAGUCUGGUCAAAAAGGUGGAGGAGGCGAAGAGGACGCGGAGGAGGAGGGAGGCGGUGGGAGAUGGCGCGCACAGCACCUACACGGAGCGAUACGUUCCCGUGACGAGGGCCAAGCUCACGUCGAUGCUCGCGAAGGAUCUGCCCGAAGGCGAGCGAGAAGACUUCUGGAAGUUCUCCGAGUCCCUGGACUCGGCGCUGCUGCCGUACUAUCACACCACACUGGAGGAGAUCCAGAUGCUGUACGAGCCUCUGAACCCAGACCGCGACACCCUGACCCACCCGGGGAGGCCCUCCCUCGACCGAGGGCGCGGCUGGGAGGACGAGGAGGCCGAGGAGUGGGACCUGGACUGGGAGGCCGAGGAGGAGGCCUCGCUGGCCCUGACCAGGGCGGCCCUCACAGAGCCCGAGGGCCGCCUCUCGGUCUUCCUGCGCCGUCUGGCGGAGCUGGCCGACGCCGCAAACUUCUCCCGGCUCUCGGACGAAGCGGUCGCCCACGCCUUGACGCGCCACCACCCGCUCGACGGGCCGCAGGUGUCCGUGAACCUGGACCGGUACGAGGUGGUGGCCUUCUGGGCGAUCGGAAGUCGCACGUCGCGUGCCGCGGAGCGCUGGAGGACGCACGGCAGGAGGUGGAUGUCCUGGAUACCGUGGACACGCGCAUCGGACCCGUGGCCCGAGAGACGCAUCUUCACGCGGGUCGUCGUCGCGGCGCGGUUGAAGGGCGGGCGCCUGAUGCUCAAGGCCUUCAAAGACGUGCCAUGGACGGCACUUGAGCUGACGCUGCCCGAGGUGCGGGUGCACAUGUCCACGCUGGACAAGACGCUGCUCAACGGCACGCUGGCCAUCGGCGGCCUCGCCGUGUUCGUCAACGUCUACAUGGUCAUCAUGACCGACCUCAAGGUGCAGCUGAUGCUGGUGCUGGCGCUGUUCUCGCUGCUGCUGGGCGCUCGCACGCUCUCCGCGUACCGGCGGCGGCGCGCGCGCUACACGCUGGGGCUGGCGCGCAUGCUCUACUACAAGGGCACGGCCAACAACGGGGCCCUCGUCACGGCGCUGGCGCGGCGUGCCCUGCACGAGCACUGCAAGGACGUGCUGCUCGCCCGCGCCGCCAUCCUGCGCAUGGUGGGAGGCGGUGGUGUGCCAGCGUCGGUGUCCCCGGCGGCCGUGUCCCUCGAGGUGGAGCGCUGGCUGGAGUCGCGGUGCGGCCUGCGCGUGGCGUUCAGCCCUGACCGCGCCCUGCGCCACCUUGAGCAGGCCGGCCUCGUGGACACGCGGCACGUGAAGACGCAGGGGCCGCAGGCACCGACUCCCCGAGCCUAACAGCACCCACCCCCCCCCCCCCCCCCCCCUUGGUCUCUCCCGCUCCCCCACAGCGGUGUAGUAUGGCAUGGGCUCUGGUGCCACGUAUUAAAUGCCCCAUCCCACCCACCAAAAUUCCGUAAUUCCCCUUCUCUUCAUAGCGCAGUGCCUGCGCCACCGCCCAUCCCCGCUCCAGCCCGUCGGCCCGGGUGCAGUUGCACCACCUGCACGCUCGAUAGCUGUGCCACCGGACGAUGAGGCUCUGUGUGAGUCUAUGAAUCUCUACGUGAGGCUAUGGUAGAGCAUGUGCUUGCCAUGGGUCCUGGUGAAGGGAAGGACAUAGGCCAUCCCCCCCCCCCAUCCAGUUUCUCCCCUCUCUACUUCAAAGCGUGGCAUCUGAGACCCUGGAUCCGUUUUCUUCAAAUGCGGCUCAUCCAUUGCCGGGUCUUCUUCGUCAUCAUCAUCAUUGGCCAAUACCUAUCCACCGCACCGCUGGAUGAAGGCCUGCCCUCGACGCCGUUGCCAUCCCUCGCGGUCUAGUGGCGGUGCUGCGAUCCACCUCGCUCGCGCGCACGAAUUGUUCUCAUUGCUCCCAUCUCCCGAGCUCACUCGCCCCUCGCGUGUGACGUCCCCGAUUAAGCCGCUUGCGCCCUGAACCGUUGGGUUCCUCUUUCAAAUCUCUCGCUCUUCAUUUCGAGCCGUCGAAACCCUCCUCGCGGCUUCUUCUUCGCCGCACCCUUGCUUCGCGGCGGGUCUUACAGCGGCUUAAGCGACCGCAGAAUCCGUCGUGAGCCGGCGCGUGACGAUGAAGCCUCCGUUGACCCAAUCGCCAGGAAUGUGCCCGAACCCCUACCAGACGUCGGGGUCUAUGCAGGGGUUGAGCCUGGACGACGGGCAAGCACGUACAACAGGUGUUGCCGGUGUCGUGGGAAGCGGAGGACACCGUUUCGAAAAUACAUUGUUGUUCUGUACUCCGCCCCCCCCCCAGCACCUUCACUGACCAUCACGGUGAAGUAUGGUCAGAUAACCCUUGCAGGGGGGGGGGGUGGGCAGAGGAGGCCUCAUCCAGCAGUGGAUGGGACAAACGCGCUGUAACGUGUGUAUGCGACGAUGCGGUGCUUGAGAUUUGGGGGUCACGAGUCUAGAAUCGAUGCUGUUUUAUUUGUCACUGUGCACCGGGUGGAAUGUAUGCAUGUUUAACUUCUUUCGCACCGUACGUAGCCAGCCGUGGUAAUCGGAGGUGCGGGGAAAGGACAACAAACUAAAUACGGUGGCGGCAGUGCUCGCAUGAACCAAUCGCAGCAUGGUGAAGUAUGGUCAAAAAACCCCAUUGACCAGCACGGCGGUGAGAUGUUAACUACCUCACCUGGUAUACAGGAGUUCGUGGAUUCUAUCUCGAUCCUGCAUAUUUGGAGUUUGCAUGUUUUCCCCGUGGUCGCGUGGAAUUUUCUCCACGUUUAGAAACACGCGUUUAGCGUAGAGUAUUUGGCUGUUGCUAAACAUUUCAACUUAAGUCACUUCGUUUGCGAGAAGCCAGGUCGCUUCUAAAAAAAAAGAGCUAUACAGCUCAGUGGGCCUUAAAAUGUAUCAUCCAGCAGUUAAUCAUCAGCCAUGAUCAUUCAACUGCUUGGAUAAAGGCUUACCCCAGCUUUCACCAUCCUGGCCAAGACACCCUUGAAAAGGUCACCCUUGCGUAGGGAAAUACACUUCUGGUUCUGAUUCUCAUGAUCACUGUUAAGUUAUUAUACGAAUUGAAAAUAAAGAAUUCUGAAAAGUGUC
Messenger RNA from Petromyzon marinus (sea lamprey), 3592 nucleotides. The record is from RefSeq and is a predicted model, not a curated record. Lineage: Eukaryota; Metazoa; Chordata; Hyperoartia; Petromyzontiformes; Petromyzontidae.